Molecule: messenger RNA, 4197 nt
Organism: Penicillium cosmopolitanum
Lineage: Eukaryota; Fungi; Ascomycota; Eurotiomycetes; Eurotiales; Aspergillaceae
Exons: 12
Coding region: 1-4197 (1398 amino acids)
Source: RefSeq, a predicted model, not a curated record
AUGAAGUGUUCCGCUCUUAUUGUCGGGACAGCUCUUCAGGCACUGGCUGUCAUAGCCCACCAGAGUCAUGGGAGGCAUUUGGGGCAUGCCCACCUUCAUGAACAUUUCCAUCGUGGAGUAGAAACCGUUUCAAGUACAGCGGCUGAUCGCACUGAGUCGGCCUCUUCUCCAGUUAGCUCUCCUCGAGAUGGACUGGGCGAUGCCACGGAGAUGGUAGCUCUUGCUUUGAAGAAGUUGUCAGUGGUGAACAAACAGCGUUACGAAAAUAUCACCUACAACAAAUAUGAGUUCGCCGACUCUGAUCGCGUAGUUGGCCAGAAGGUUAACGCACCUCCGCUGGAUUAUGCAUCUGGAGACACCCAGAGACCUCGUCCCAGUGGCGCGCAUCAGAAACGCGAUGAAGGUAACUCGAGCUCGAUCGGCCAGGGUGCAUAUAGUAUCCCUAUUGAAUUGGCACGAGCGGCUCGUAUCCUGGCCGAGUCAAAGCCUCCCACUCCCUCGACUGGAGAGCAUGAGGAAUUGGCAAGAAAGGCGAGAAUGAAGUACUUCUCGCCAUCGAAUGACACCAACACCCCGCAGCAGACAUACAAACAUUCUAGUGGACUAUAUGAGUAUGCAACGCCAUCGCUAGAUAAUAUUUCUCUUGGAAAUACUUUUAAUACCGAAGAGGUUGGAAAUUUAUCCAAGAGAGCUUCGAGGUCAGGCUAUUGGAUGGCGAACCUGGAACAGCGAGGCCUUAGCCCUUAUGCACCAUCAGGUUAUAAGGUGUUUCGAAACGUGAAGGACUAUGGGGCAAAAGGCGACGGAGUGACUGAUGAUACUGCCGCAAUCAACAAAGCCAUUGCAGAUGGCAACAGAUGUGGUGCCGACUGCGGCUCUAGCACAAUUUACCCAGCGGUUGUCUUCUUCCGCCGGUAUUAUAACACCCAGUUUCUCGGAGAUCCCGGGAAUUACCCAACCAUCUUAGCUGCAGGAAGUUUUGUCGGUUUAGGUGUUAUUACAUCAGAUGUCUAUGUGGGAGAUCAAGAAGAGUGGUAUAUCAAUACGAAUAAUUUCCUCCGUAGUGUGAGGAACUUUAAAGUCGAUAUCACACGUACUGAUCCCAGUGCCUACGUCUGUGCUAUUCAUUGGCAAGUUGCACAGGGCACGUCCCUUGAGAACAUUGAGUUUUACAUGUCUCAAGCAACAGGAAACACGCAACAAGGAAUCUAUAUGGAAAAUGGGAGCGGUGGAUUCAUGGCGAAUUUAACAUUCGUUGGUGGUAAUUUUGGUGCAUAUCUAGGCAAUCAGCAGUUCACGACCAGUCAGCUAGUAUUUGUUCAGUGCAAGACUGCCAUGCAAAUUCAUUGGGAUUGGGCGUGGACCAUGCAGGAUGUUGUUAUCGAAAGCUGUGGAACUGGUAUUACCAUCACAGGCGGGGCUGGAGGCCCAACGUCCACUGGUCAGGGCGUGGGAUCAUUUAUUCUCGUCGAUGCUAUCAUUGCCAACACGCCUACUGGUAUUGUAACAUCGCUUUACGGCGAGAACUCCACGGCAUUUCUGCUGCAAAAUGUCGGUUUCUUUAACGUGAAGAGUGCUAUUUUGGCAGAGAAAGCCUCAGAAAUAAUUCUUGCAGGAGGCAAUGAGGUCCUGCUUGACGCAUGGGGCUUCGGCCUCUACGUCAACUCCAGUGGAAUCCAUUUCGCUCAAGAAUCCGAGUUUCCCACUAUGACGCGUGAAGAAAGUCUCGUCGGAGAAAACAAAUAUGUGAAAGCAAACUUGUUUACCCGUCGGAGGCCGCAAUACUACGACUUGGGACAGAGCCAGGUUUUCGAUGUGAAAGCUUACGGUGCCAAAGGUGACGGUGUCACUGAUGAUACUGCUGCUUUGAACGGUGUUCUCUCUAUAGCGGCCAAUCUCUCCUCCAUCGUGUUCAUUCCGCAUGGCAUAUACGUCAUCAAGGACACCUUGAAGAUUCCAAAGGGGUCCCGUGUCAUUGGCCAGGCAUGGUCGCAAAUAAUGGCUAGCGGGGAAAAGUUCCAUGACGCUGAAACCCCUCAUGUGGCCGUUAAGGUUGGUGAUCCUGGGGAUUUGGGUAUUAUGGAGAUCCAGGACCUACUUUUCACGGUUUCUGGGCCGACCGCCGGCGCCGUACUAUUGGAAUGGAACAUCCAUGAGUCCACUAAAGGCUCAGUAGGCCUGUGGGAUUCACAUUUCCGUGUUGGUGGUGCCAAAGGCUCUAAGCUCCAAGCUGCUAAUUGUCCCAAAAAGUCCGGUCACGUGAAAAAGGACUGCAUUGCAGCUUCACUUCUAAUGCACAUUACUCCUAAAGCAUCUGCGUACAUGGAAAAUAUCUGGGCUUGGACAGCCGAUCAUGAUCUUGACAUUUCCUCACAGGACCAACUUGAUGUCUAUUCUGCCCGAGGUAUUCUGGUCGAGAGUUCGGGUCCCAGCUGGCUAUAUGGAACUGCAUCCGAGCACAAUGUGCUUUACCAAUAUCAGAUUUCCAAUGCAAAGAAUCUGGUUAUGGGAAUGCUACAAACUGAGUCGCCUUACUUCCAGCCCAUUCCCAAAGCCCCUGCUCCCUUCUCGAUCGGCACCUUCCCAAGUGACCCUAAUUUUGAAGAUUGCCGCGAUGAUUCUUCGAUAUGUGCUGUGUCCUGGGCUGUUCGCGUGGUUGAUUCUUCUUCGGUGUACUUGCUGGGAUCUGGAAUGUACAGUUGGUUCUCGGACUAUUCUCAAGACUGCCUCAAUACGGAGAGCUGCCAACAGCGCGUAUUUUAUAUUGAACAAAGCAGUGAUGUUUGGAUCUUCAACCUGGUUACUAAAGGAGUUCAAGAGAGCAUUAGCCCACAUGAUAGUGUCCCUUUGUGGUCAAGGGAUGUCAAAAACGGAUACACUUCCUCUUUGCUGGGAUGGUAUCGAAAGCCAACUGACACCGUGGGACAACGAAACUUCACAGGAUACUACCUUUACUCGAGCCCAGAGGAUGAUGGUUUGCUUGAAGGGUUGUCCUCUGCAUGCCAAACUGCAAUGACCAGAUUGAUCAAUUGUCCGGAUGAGACCUAUUCUUUCCUCGAGCGAAGCUGGCCAAGGUCGUAUACAAACAAAACUAUCGCCAAAAUGGUCUGUAGUACGGAAUGCGAGAAGUCGAUGCAGACUUGGUAUGAGGAUGUUACCCAUCACUGCUCAGAAUUCGAUACUAAAGAGGACGUCAUGAACUUCCGCGGUGGCGUUCUGUGGGCUGGUUGGAACCAGACAUGUCUCCAAGACCCUGAAAGUGGCAAGUAUUGCAGUGAUGUGGUUGAGGCAUUCCCAGCGGUCAGGUUUGCAGAAGAUAUGGCCAAGCAGGAUUUGUGCUCCUACUGCCAUACAAAAAUUCUCACAAUGGCACAAUCCUCCCCAUACUCGUUCUACGAUGAAAGCUAUCGGAAAGUCCUAAAACUCGUGAAGGAAAAGUGCAGUUUGAGCGGAGAUACCGAUAUUGCACCACCAGUUGAAGAUCACACUGAAGAGCCAAAUGACUUUUGUGGGUCUGAUGUCACCUACACCACCGUUGAGGGAGACACUUGUGAUUCCAUCGCCAAGAAGCAUUUGGUUUCUUCAGCGGCCCUCUUCAUCGGAACCGAAGAGAUUAUCAGCUGUGACCACAUUAAAGCAGGCCUCGAUAUCUGCCUGCCAUUUUCGUGUGAUAAUGUCUUCACAUAUCCUGCCAACUCCACAUGUCGCACCAUUGAAGAUGAUUUUGACAUGGAUAGUGGCACAUUGCGCCGUUUGAAUCCCUGGAUUAAUGGUGGAUGUACCAAUCUUCAGGACUGGGCUGUCAACUACGGACGUGUUCUCUGCGUAUCACCACAAGCAGGUACCCAUACUCAUUUGACUCCUCCACCUGGUGUCACUUCGUUGCCCGGGUCUAGCACUGGCUACACCGAACAAACCGUGGCACCGCCUGAAAAUAGCACGGUGGCAGCUGGCACUACAUUAAAAUGUGGACGCUGGCAUACAGUCAUUAAGUAUGAUGAGAGCUGCACAGCAAUCUGUGUACAAGGUGGUAUUGAAUUUUCGCUGUUUUUGGCUGUAAACCCAUCUCUAUCGGCAGAUUCCUGCACCUCGGAUCUACAUAUUGGAAAUGCAUAUUGCACAGGCCCAACGCAGGGCUGGGGUGUUACUGAUUCUAACUCGACAGUAACGACUACAACUACAGCUACCUUUGCUUAA